AUGCCAUCGAAUUCGUCUCCGGAAAUACCUGGGGGUUUUUCUCAUGAUUCGAAAAGCACAACUCAUCUUCGAUGUGAACGUCAACGUCGAGAAGCUAUUAAUAAUGGAUAUCAGGAACUGAAAGAGCUUCUGCCAUCAUCCUUUGCUACAGUGGGAUGUAAAACAACGAAUGCAGCAAUUUUGUUUAGAGCGGCAGAUUAUUUAAAUCAGCUAAAGAUGAAAGAAGAAAAUGUUAACGAAUUAAUUUCACAGUUAUCUGCCCAGAUAUCAGCACUUGAGCUUAUCGCAGAGCAGUACGAAACGAUGGCUGAGAGCAGCUCGACUGCAAAUGCAUCCUCAGUACAAACUUUUCUAGACUCCUGUUUUGCAUCUUUUCGCAGACAAGUGGAUGUUUCGAGUUUGCAGUCUGUAACUCAAACAUUGUUGCCAUGGGUCGAAAUCCUCAACUAUGAUGUGGGUUAUAAAAAUACUUCCGGUCUCAAAUUUCAAUAA
This is a messenger RNA of Thelazia callipaeda (thelaziosis nematode), 492 nucleotides long. The record is from the annotation of a GenBank genome assembly. Lineage: Eukaryota; Metazoa; Nematoda; Chromadorea; Rhabditida; Thelaziidae.